AUGGUUCGUGUUCUCAAGCCUUUCAGUGCGGUCAUCGCGACCGUGCUUUCCCUCGGUCUCGCUGCCGCCGAUACUGCCACCGUGUCGGUCCUCGGCGAUGCCACCUACACGAUCCCGUCGUCCCGCGGAGCUGUCUGCAAGGGUGAAGGUGCCUACUCAAGUGGAACGGCUUGCCCUCUCAAGGGUGACGUUGCCAGCGACAACUGCAGUGAAGGACUCCCGUCAUACACGUACGGCCAGUGUGUUGCUCCCAAGGAUGCACAGUGCGUCAUUGUUUCCGGCACUACGUGGGGCUGUGCCUAUCCGGAAGAUGAAGGCUCGGUUGACACCGAUGCGCCUUGUGCGAGCGCAGAGCAGAGUGCUUCCGGUGAGGUUGAGACGCCCUACCAGUCUGCUCCUUCUGGGUCUGGCUAUGGCGAUGUUGAAGUGACCUACCCGGUUGAGGAGACGUACCCGAAGGAGGACGAGGUCACUUUCCCGUACGAAAGCAACUACCCUGCGUCCACCCCGUGCGCUACUAAGGGCAAUGAACACGCGUACGACACGCCCAGCCCUACUCUUUCUUACCCCGACGAUAACGAAGAGGGUUACCCAACCGAGGCCACCCCGUACUCGACCCAAACUCCGAGCUACAACGCUGGAGAGGGAGCUUAUCCCACGGAGGCUACCCCAUGCCCAACGCACAACGAAGAGGGUGGCUAUCCAACUGAGACCCCAUCAUACCCGACGGAAGCCACCCCGGAGACUACCCCUACCAAGGAGGAUUACCCUAAGGGAGACUACCCUACGGGCGAGUACCAUCAUGGCGACUCUUACGAUACGGUCAACACCCCCUGCCCUACAUCGAAGGAUGGCCACCACGAUAGCAACCCCAAUGCCUACGAGCACACGGAGAAGCCGAGCUACGAGCAUACCGACAAGCCAACCUAUGAGCACACAGAGAAACCAACCUACGAGCACACGGAGAAGCCGAGCUACGAGCACACGGACAAGCCAACCUAUGAGCACACCGACAAGCCAACCUACGAGCACACGGAGAAGCCGAGCUACGACAAGCCAAACUACGAGGACACCGGCGCCAGCGGUUCUGUCGACGCCCCGUGCUUGUCGGGCACGUCUUCCAACGACUACGAGGUCCACAGCGAGGUCGAUGAUGACAGCAAGGACAAGUACCCGUCAAAGUACCUUCGUGGCAGCAGCUACGGCAACUCGGAGGAUGCGUCUGGAGACUGCCAAAAGACUGGAAGCGAAGGCUACUCUUCAGUGGACGGAGAGGAGAGCAAGGCAGGCAGUGAAUACGCCACGCCUGACCCGUAUGAGGGCAACUACAGCAGCGCUGGAUCGGAGGUUGAGGGCAGUUACGACGAGUACCAGAGCUACAGCAGCUCGGUCGAGGAAGGAGGGAGACCACCGGCUCCAGGGGUACACAUCCUGCCCCCUGGCCCCUCUGCACCAGAGGGAGGAGAACACCGCUCCAGGGGUACACAUCCGCCUCCCGAAGACAACACUGCACCAGAGGAGGAGACUACCGCCCCAAAGGAGGAGACUCCCGCUCCAGCCUACACAUCCGCCCCUGAAGACACCAACGCACCAGAGGAGGAGACUACCGCCCCCGAGGAGGAGACUACCGCUCCAGCCUACACGACCGCUCCUGAAGAGGAAACAACUGCUCCUGUGGACACACUGCCCAAGGAGGACACGACGGCUCCAGUGUACACGUCCGCCCCCACCCCUGCUCCUGCAUACACGUCCGACCCAGCUGAGGACGAGGCUCAGAUUCUGGUCGCCCAGGACGACGCCGCCACUUACCCCCCAAUGGAUGUCGUCUUCUAAAGCUGUUGACCCUCCUUCAGCGUGAAGACCGGACCAACUUUUAUAUUUUGCAUGCAGAUAUUUUGAAUGUCUUCGGGUCUCAACGCCCAGCUGAA
Phytophthora infestans T30-4 is the source of this 1928-nucleotide messenger RNA. RefSeq lists its product as uncharacterized. The transcript has 4 exons. Bases 1 to 1833 code for a protein of 610 amino acids. Lineage: Eukaryota; Oomycota; Peronosporomycetes; Peronosporales; Peronosporaceae. The record is from RefSeq and is a predicted model, not a curated record.